GGCCACAAUUACAUCGCUGGCCAGCUCCUUUUUGGUUGGGAUAACGACCAGCACUGUCCACGCCAGUCGCUGAGUUUACUGCUACAGUGUUCUAGCAUUGCAACAGCAAAAAAAACAUGGGAAUCAAAUCCAUCCUCCUCCCCGCGAUCGUCAUAUUUUUAGGUCGGUCCCCAGUACACCAACACAUCCCCCCCAAAGCUAACUCUCCCAAGGCUACCUCCUCCAGGGCCAUGUAAUCCCAUACGCCCACCGCAGCUACCACCUCAUGGGCUUGGCCCGCACGCACUCCCAGCUGCCCCCGGAGGGCAUCUGUGCAGUAGCACACCGGGACAAAUUCCUGGGUUGUGAGGACAUGCACAUCUACAAGAAGGAAAAGGGCACGACCUACAUAUUUGCCGCAUGUCUAGCAGUGUACGAUAAUCGGCCGCGUUCAUUGUCCGAGUCACGCGCUAUCGAUAAGGAGAACAGGCCCGUGCCGAUGUUAGCGGGGGAUAAGAUCUGGAGGUGGAGGUUGGAGACGGACGAGGUUGUUGAGUUGGAGUUACCGGGGUUCCCAGAGGGGGCCGAUGAGAGGGCUUGGCAUGGUUUGAUUACCGUUCUCUCUAGCAAGGGUGGAGCGGUUUGGUUAAAGUUGAUUCAGGAUUUGAUUUCAUCGAAAGCACCGACGGCACACUCUCCUUCUACAUCAUCAACCACAGGAUCUCUGGUGGGACGAUCGAAAAGUUCACGCACAAACCCGACGCCAAAAACCACAUCCUUACCCACUCAGCUACCUUCCCGCUCCCGGAUAAUGGCAUCGGAAAGCACCCCAAUGACGUCUAUGCCUACCCGGAUCCCAGCGGGAAGGACAUCUUCUACGUGACCUCGGACCACAAACAUGCCACGGGAAUAAUGCGCACGGUAGAGGACUACACCCGAAGACCCUGGAGCCACCUAGCUUACUACUCCUCCGAGACCGGCUGGAAAAUCGCCAAGUCGGGUAUUGCAGGUGCGAAUGGUCUUGCCGGUACAAAACCCACCGACGGAGGCCCGGCAAGAAUUUAUCUAUCGGAGUUACUUGGCGGGAACAUAAUUAUCCUCGAACACCGGCCCGGAGCUGCCGGUGAAGUCCGCGAAAUUCAGACCGUGCCACUCGGCUUUAUACCAGAUAACCCGGCAUUAUCUUCCGAUGGGAAGGACCUAUACAUCGCCGGACACGUAACCCCACUGCGAACCUACCAACACCUUUAUGACCCGGAAAGCGUCAGCACCGGGAGCGCUGUUGCCCGGAUCGCGCUAAGUCAGACCGGCAGCGACUUUUUCGGUGGGAGGGAUGAGUAUACCAGCAUUCCCGUUGUUGAGGAAAUAUUUGUGGACCUGGAGGGCAAGUUGAUUAACGGCAGCUCUACUUCUGUAUUUUGGGAUAAGCUCCCGCCGGUGGGAGCCACCGAGGAGGAGGAGGCGGUAGAAGGGGGGGAUGUAGUUGUGGGCGAUUUGUUCGUCACUGGAUUGACAGGGAAAGGUAUGUUAUCUAUAGCAAGCACCGCUUUUUUUUUUGCACUUGCGCCGGUGUGCCCGUGCUAUUGAUAACCAAUUUGGCUCUAGGUAUCUUGAGGUGCAGAGAAUUCAAGUAUGACGCUAGUGACGAUCCAACCGCGAAGGAGGAGCAACACGAAGAUGUCGUGGAAAAAGGCGAUCACGAGGGAGAGGAAGAGGAAUAAUUAGAAACUUAUCUGUGCUUGGAUAUUGUCAAACAUUUCUGCCAAUCGAACCUUAGUCCCUGUUUGCAAGU
Messenger RNA from Tuber aestivum (summer truffle), 1771 nucleotides. The record is from the annotation of a GenBank genome assembly. NCBI's taxonomy places the organism in Eukaryota, Fungi, Ascomycota, Pezizomycetes, Pezizales, Tuberaceae.